UGAAAAUAAAAUCACACAAAUAAAGAUAAGACGAUGUAGGUUCGAGUCCUUUCCUGUAUGUCUUCACUGCUGAGCUAUCCAAUAAAGUUCCAGGUUCUUCCUGCUCCAGCACCGAGCAGAGGGAGGAAAGAUGGCGGCGACCGAGGCUGACAGAGAUCCGUCCGCUCUAUGCUCGGAGUUCCUGGAUUUCUCCGCCAAAGACACCGCGUCGCGGUGGCUAGCAGCUGCUGACCUGCAGCAGGAAGUGUGCCGUCACCUGGCCAUAUACGUACCCAGAAUUUUUUGCUUGGGGCUGAGCGGCAGUGAAAGGGAGGAGCAGAGGGAGGAGCUUGCCUGUCAGCUCCUCCUCCUUGCACCACUGGAGUGGCUCCUUCUGGGGGAGGAGCCAGCAGCUGGCCUGGCGUUGCUGCAGGAGAACAACCAACCGUCAGCGCUUUGUGGGCACGUGUUCAAGGUGGGAGAGCCCACCUACUCCUGCAGGGAAUGUGCGGCCGACCCGACAUGUGUCCUCUGCAUGAAGUGUUUCUUGGGCAGCGUUCACAAAGAGCAUCGAUACAGGAUGACAACGUCCGGAGGAGGUGGUUUCUGUGACUGUGGAGACUCUGAAGCCUGGAAGACUGGCCCUUACUGCCAGAAACACACACCGGGAGAUGGCAACCAGGACACCGACAAGGACCCCGUAGCUCAUCUACCCACUGACAUGGUCGGCCGUGCGUUCAGUGUCUUUUUCAUCAUCCUGAAGUAUGCCGUCGACCUGCUAACCUGGGAGCACGAGGACCUGCUGCCUGCAGGACUGCAGCCACCGGAGAGAGAGGACACCUACUACUGCAUGCUGUUCAAUGAUGAAGUGCACACGUACGAGCAGGUGAUCUACACGCUGCAGAAAGCUGUCAGCUGCAGCCAGAAGGAGGCCGUGAGCUUUGCCACUACCGUGGACCGAGACGGCAGGAAGUCAGUUCGGUAUGGAGACUUCCAGUUCUGUGAACAGGCCAAGUCCGUGAUCGUGAGAAACACCAGCCGUCAGUCAAAGCCUCUCCGGGUUCAGGUGAUGCACUCGUCUGUCGUUGCUCAUCAGUGUUUUGCUCUGAAGGCUCUGAGCUGGCUGGGUCAGAUCAUUCAGUACUCUGACGGCCUGAGGAGGAUCCUGUGUCAGGUGGGACUGCAGAAAGGUCCAGAGGGAGAGAACUCCUCGCUUGUCGACCGACUGAUGCUCAACGACUCCAAGAUGUGGAAAGGAGCGAGGAACAUCUAUCACCAGCUACUUAUGAACAGCCUCCUCAUGGACCUCAAGUACAAGAAGAUCUUUGCCAUCCAAUUUGCCAAGAACUACAGACGCCUGCAGACAGAUUUUAUGGAGGAUGACCACGAGCGAGUGGUGUCAGUGACGUCGCUGUCUGUCCAGCUCUUCACCGUCCCGACCAUGAAUUACGAACGCUUGCAGAGCGACUAUGUGAAAGACGACCACGGCCGUGAGUUCUCCAUCACUGACCUGUCAGUGCAAAUGUUCACCGUACCGUCACUGGUUUGUGUGGGUGUGUGGGUUGCAAAUGUUCUGCAGGCCCGGAUGCUGAUGGUGGAGGAGAACCUGAUGACCACCAUCAUCAGGACCUUUGUGGAUCACCUCCGCCACAGAGACCCGCAGGGGCGCUUCCAGUUCGACCGCUACACCGCCCAGCAGGCAUUCAAGUUCGGGAGAGUCCAGAGCCUCAUUGGUGACCUCAAGUAUGUCCUGAUCAGCCCUCCGUCCAAGUGGAGCGAUCAGCUCAGACUCAAGUUUCUAGAAGGUUUCUAUGCUUUUCUGGAGCUGCUCAAGUGCAUGCAGGGCAUGGACCCAGUGGUGAGACAGGUGGGACAGCACAUUGAGAUGGAGCCUGAGUGGGAGGCGGCGUUCACGCUGCAGAUGAAGCUGACCAACAUCAUCACCAUGAUCCAGGAGUGGUGCUCCACUGAUGAGCGUGUGCUGAUUGAGGCCUACAAGAAGUGUCUGAGCGCUCUCAGUCACUGUCAUAGCAGCCUUCCAGACGGUGAGCAGCCAAUCAGUUUGAGCCUGGCAGGCCACAGUGUGGAGACGUUCAGGUAUCAGGUGUCUCAGGAAAAAGUCUCUAUACACCUGCCGGUCUGCAGGCUGCUGGCAGGUCUGCACGUCCUCCUCAGCAGAACAGAGGUGGCGUCUCGUUUCCCUGAGCAGCUCCCAUUGGGUGAACUCAGCCCCCCCCUUCUGAUCGAACUCCCCCUCCGUUGCCUGGUGCUCUGUGCCCAGGUGCAUGCUGGAAUGUGGAGGAGGAACGGCUUCUCACUGAUUAACCAGAUUUAUUAUUACCACAAUGUAAAGUGUCGAGUCGAGAUGUUCGACAAAGACAUCAUCAUGCUACAGGCAGGGGCGUCCAUGAUGGAUCCAAACCACUUCCUGAUGAUCGUUCUGAGUCGAUUUGAACUGUUUCACGUUUUCAGCACCGCAGACAUCAGGAAAAGAUACAGAGAGGCCAACAAGGACCUGGUCCAGCAGAACACUCUGAUCGAAGAGAUGCUUCACCUCAUCAUUAUGGUGGUCGGUGAGCGGUACGUGGCGGGCGUCGGCCAGGUGGAGCCUUACGAUGAGGUCAGAAGAGAAAUCAUCCACCUGCUGUCCAUCAGACCGAUGGCUCACAGCGAGCUGGCCAAGGCUCUACCUGAGAAUGGGAACAAGGAGACUGGGCUGGAGAGAGUCAUCGACAGCGUGGCUUCAUUCAAGAAACCAGGUGUGACAGGUAGAGGGCUGUAUGAGCUCCGCCCUGAGUGGAACAGAUACUUCAACCUGUACUUCCAUCACUACAGCAGAGCUGACCAGUCAAAGGCUGAGGAAGCUCAGAGAAAGCUGAGGAGACAGAGCGGCGAGGACACAGCCCUCCCCCCUCCCCCUCCUCCCCCCCUCUGCCCUCUCUUCGGCAGCCUGGUGAACCUCCUGCAGUGUGACGUGCUGCUCGCCAUAGAGGGCGCCGUGCUGCAGUGGGCCGUGGAGCCCAGCGGGGGGGGCUGGACUGAGUCCAUGCUGCAGAGGGUGCUCCACCUGGUGGGCAUGGCUCUGCUGGAAGAGCAGCAGCAGCUGGAGAACAGCAGCGGAUAUGAAGAUGUCACUUUCAACUACACCUGCAAGAUCACACGUCCAGGUGAGGCACCCAGUACUUCAGGAAGUGUCCUGGCUCUGCUGGAAAGUCUGCAGAACGCUCCUCACCUGGAAGUCCACAAAGACAUGAUACCCUGGAUCCUCAAGAUGGUGUCAAACAUCAAAAUGAUGAGAGAGCGAACAUCGUCAGCCUCCUCUUUUACCGUCAGCCCAGAAAGAGGCUCGGAGGAGACGAUGAAGGACAAAGAUAAGGCAGAGAGGAAGAGGAAGGCGGAGAUGGCGAGGCUCCGUAGGGAAAAGAUCAUGGCUCAGAUGUCAGAGAUGCAGAAACACUUCAUCAACGAGAACAAAGAGCUGUUCCAGCAGAGCAUGGAGGAGCUGGAGGCGUCCACGUCAGCCACCCGCCACAGUCCUCCCAGUGCAGAGCUCACCUGUGUGUCCCAGGUGGCCGUUGGUCCCAGGAGGGUGGGAGGGACUGAGCGCCGACAGCUGGUCACCUGUAUCCUGUGUCAGGAAGAGCAAGAGAUCAGAGGUCACAGCAGAGCAAUGGUGCUUGCAGCAUUUGUCCAAAGGUCCACUGUUCUGUCCAAAAACCGCCACUGCAACCUGCCCAACCCAGAGCACCGUGAUCCCCUGUUCAUGCACCCUGACCUCUGUCUAGGGAUUCACACCGCCAGCUGUGGACACAUCAUGCACGCCACCUGCUGGCAGAGGUACUUUGAGGCGGUACAGCUGAAGGAGCAACGGCGUCAGCAGCGUCUGAGAGGCCACACGAGCUACGACGUGGAGAACGGCGAGUUCCUAUGUCCGCUCUGCGAGUGUCUGAGCAACACUGUGAUCCCCAUGCUACCGCACGCAGCCUCACCUGACCACAGUGUUGAAAAUCCUAGUUUGGAGGUGUGGCUUAAGACAACCAAUCAGCAGAUAGCAGCUCUGCACUCUGCACACAGGACGCAGUCUGAUGGUGCAGCAGAAGAGGCGGAGCCUGUCGUUCCUCAAGGGUUCAAAGUUGACUUCACGCCACAGAACCCGUUCUCCAGCAGCAUCAGUGAGAUGAUUACCACCUUCAGCCUGUCUACCUAUAAGGUGGGACUCAAGGUGAACCCCAACGAGCAGGACCCCCGAGUCCCGGUGCUGAGCUGGUCCUCCUGCGCCUACACCAUUCAAAGCAUAGAGCGCCUGCUAAUGGAUGAGGAGAAGCCACUUUUUGGAAGUUUACCUUGCCGACAGGACGACUGUUUGAGUUCUCUCACCAGGUUCAGUUCAGCGUGUUGGACUGCAGCUCCUCUGAAAACUGUUCACACCCACUUCAUCAGACUGUUGUCAGCUCUGGUUCCAGACACUCAGGUAGAAAAUACUCAGAGUAUCCUCGAGAUCGACAUGUUUCACCUGCUGGUUUACUCUGUGCUGGCAUACUCCUCCAUUCACUGUUUGGACCAAUCAGGAUGCAGUGUGGUGGACUCGGGCCACCUCCACCUCCUUCACUUGGUCACUGUUGCUCACCUGGUUCAGAUCCUGCUGACCUCCACCACAGAGGAGGUAUGUAUGGAUCAGGACAACAGUGGAUCAGAGGAGGAGGAGCUCACCUGUCAGCUGUACAGCACACUGAGGAAUCACCUGGGCAGUGUGUUACCUGAGGUGUCCUCUGGGUGGCAGCUGUAUCGUUGUCUUAAAGCCGGUGUCUUGCCGUUCCUCCGAGCCGCCGCCCUCUUCUUCCACUACCUGAACUCCACAGCACCCCCCGUUGAGCUGCUGAUUGCAGGUCCUGGUCAGUGGGAGGCACUGUGCAGCUACCUCAGUCUGCCCUCCAACCUGCUGCUGCUUCACCACAACCAGCAAACACUGCUGAAGCCGCUCAUACACAGUUGGUGUUGUCAUCCAGGUGUGAGACAGACGCUGCAGGGGGGCGGAGCCAUCAUCAGGUUCCCCAGAGAGUCGAAUCGACUCAUCGAGUUGCCAGAAGAUUACAGCGUGCUGAUCAACCAGGCAUCCAGCUUCACGUGUCCGCGCUCGGGCGGGGAUAAGUCUCGUGCUCCCACGCUGUGCCUGGUGUGUGGCUGCAUGCUGUGCUCUCAGAGUUACUGCUGUCAGACGGAGGUGGACGGCGAGGACGUGGGCGCCUGCACCGCACACACCUUCACCUGCGGAGCUGGCCUCGGCCUAUUCCUCAGGGUCAGAGAAAGUCAGGUGUUGUUUGUAGCAGGUAAAACAAAGGGCUGCUUCUACCCGCCCCCAUACCUGGAUGACUACGGAGAAACUGACCAGGGCCUCAAGCGUGGGAAUCCUCUCCACCUGUGUGCCGAGCGUUACAGGAAGAUCGAGCGUCUGUGGCGCCAGCACGGCAUUGCUGAGGUCAUAGGUCACGCCCAGGAGGCCAAUCAGGCGCUGGUUGCUAUUGACUGGCAGCACCUGUGAUGUUUGACUCUGCGCUGCCCCUGCCCUUAGAGAGACACUGAUUGGCUCUCAAUUGUGUCCCGCCCCUUUCUAUAUAAAACCACAUCCUUGAACCAAUAAGCUGCCUGCUUGAUGCUGAGUUGCUUUCAGGGAUUUUUCACCUUUGACCCUCCACAUGUCUCCCCACCAAUCAGUGUGGGACAGGAACAGGAAGCUCGAAUUCAGUCCAGUGACGUCCUGCCUCCUGACUUCAAACACAUCACUAUCCUCAUUUCUGAUUGGCUAAGAGCAUAAAGCAGCCGUCUCCAUGGUAGCAGAUUGAUGGAUGGACGGCAUAUCGAUCAGUAUAGUGUCUGGUAGGGGUGGAGCUUCAGCUUAGGACUAAUCAGUGAAGACAUAUCAGAGCACAUAUCAGCAAUCGAUCGCUUUUUACUUUAGUUUAACAUUUUGCUUAGAGCUGAUUGGUGGCGUGCUGUGUGAUGUCACUUCCUGUGUUUUACUUUUGAAUGCUGAGAAAUUUUAUUUAAAACAUGGCCCGGUCAGGUCUUCAGCGUUUGUUUUUUGGGGUAUUUUUUAAUGGCCGUCAGCUGAGCGCCUCAUUGAUCACAUGACCUGUUAAUAUGUGAAUUCCUGUAUAAACAAGGACGUGUAUGAUAAAAACAAUAAAAACUUUAAAGUGACAUCA
This is a messenger RNA of Oreochromis aureus, 6182 nucleotides long. It is a transcript of the gene ubr2, whose product is annotated as ubiquitin protein ligase E3 component n-recognin 2. The transcript is spliced from 48 exons. Lineage: Eukaryota; Metazoa; Chordata; Actinopteri; Cichliformes; Cichlidae. The record is from RefSeq and is a predicted model, not a curated record. Gene Ontology annotation, molecular function: ubiquitin protein ligase activity; zinc ion binding. Gene Ontology annotation, biological process: ubiquitin-dependent protein catabolic process via the N-end rule pathway. Gene Ontology annotation, cellular component: cytoplasm; ubiquitin ligase complex. Bases 131 to 5518 code for a protein of 1795 amino acids.